This is a messenger RNA of Cuculus canorus (common cuckoo), 6153 nucleotides long. It is a transcript of the gene SUPT7L, whose product is annotated as SPT7 like, STAGA complex subunit gamma. Bases 380 to 1618 code for a protein of 412 amino acids. The transcript is spliced from 5 exons. The record is from RefSeq and is a predicted model, not a curated record. Gene Ontology annotation, cellular component: SAGA complex. Gene Ontology annotation, molecular function: protein heterodimerization activity; transcription coactivator activity. NCBI's taxonomy places the organism in Eukaryota, Metazoa, Chordata, Aves, Cuculiformes, Cuculidae.
GAUUAAGGAAGGGAGGGAGAAGGAAGGAAUGGAAGGAAGGGGGGAGGAAGGGAGGGAGAGAGGGGAAAGGAAGGAAGAGGAGGAAGGAUGGAGAAGAGAGUGAGGAAGAGAGGAAGGAAGGAAGGAGAAGCAGCAGCUAUGCGAUCUGUUAAAUGCCAGCGCUAUGUCCUGAUGCCGUUGUGGAAACUGUGCUGCUCAGUGUGGUGCUGAGCGAGAGCCCUCCUGACAUCCGUAAUUUGCUUAAUUAAGAGUGUCAUCCCAGCUUGAGUUUCUGUUGCUGCCCAAAGCCUAGCCCUUUCCGUGUGACAAGACUCUUUGUGCCACGGUAUUUGGUAGCCACUUUCUGGGUUCUGAGGACAACACGUUUAUCUAUGUGAAAAUGCUGCGAUAUUGGGGUGAAAUUCCAGUUUCGUCUAACCAGGCCAACCGCAGCUCCUUUGACCUGCUGCAGCGUGAGUUUCGGACUGUGGAAGUCCAAGAUCCUCCAUUACAUCAGCCAUCUGCAAACAAACCCCGGCCGACCACCAUGCUGGACAUCCCCUCGGAACCCUGUAGCCUCACAAUUCAUACCAUCCAGCUCAUCCAGCACAACAGGCGUCUGCGCAGCCUGAUCGCCAUGGCUCAGGCCCAAAACCAACAGCAAGCAGAGGGCAUAAAAACUGAAGACAAUGAACCUCUGCCGUCUUGUCCGGCCUCUCCAUCCCUCCCUGAUGAUCUGCUUCCUCUGGAUAGCAAAACCCCCAAAAUGCCAUUUCAGCUGAGGCACAGUGACCCGGAAGGUGAUUUCUACAGAGGAAAAGGGGAGCCAGUGACCGAGCUGAGUUGGUCCUCCUGCCGGCAGCUUCUCUACCAGUCAAUGGCCACCAUCCUGGCUCACACAGGCUUUGAGUGUGCCAAUGAGAGUGUCUUGGAGACCCUGACAGACAUUGCCCACGAGUACUGCUUGAAGUUCACCAAACUGCUGCGCUUUGCCGUGGAUCGAGAAGCUCGACUUGGCCACACUCCUUUCCCUGAUGUCAUGGAACAGGUAUUCCAUGAAGUAGGCAUUGGCAGUGUGCUCUCGCUACAGAAGUUCUGGCAACACCGCAUUAAGGAUUAUCACAGCUACAUGCUUCAGGUUAGCAAGCAGUUAUCUGAAGAGUAUGAGAAGAUUGUCAACCCUGAAAAGGCAGCAGAAGACACAAAGCCUGUGAAGAUUAAGGAGGAACCUGUUAGUGAUAUUACUUUCCCCAUAAGUGAGGAACUGGAAGGAGAUCUGGCUUCAGGUGACCAGUCUUUGCCUGUUGGAGUCCUUGGAGCUCAAAGUGAGCGCUUCUCUGCCAACUUGGAAGUAGAAGCUUCCCCACAGACUUCAGGUGCUGAGGUGAAUGCUUCCCCACUCUGGAACCUGGCACAGGUAAAAAUGGAGCCACAGGAGAACGAGGAGGCAAAUGUACAUGGCCAUGGGGUCCUAGGCAGUGAUGUCUUUGAGGAACCGAUGUCAGGCAUGAGUGAAGCUGGGAUGCCACAGAGCCCCAAUGGCUCAGAGAGCAGCUAUGGUUCUCAUUCUGCUGACAGUCUGAUGGGAUCCUCGCCUGUCUUCAACCAGCGUUGCAAGAAAAAGAUGAAGAAGGUGUGAAAAGAGACAGUCUUUUUAUUUAAUUCUGAUGGUAUGUAGCAGACUUGAAAUGAGCUAAGAAAGCACUAUGAUGGCUAUGAUUUAUAAACAGGGCUGGCCCUGCUGUAUGAGGGACUUUGUAUAAAAUUAUUAUGAGACAUUUGAUGUGUAGUGCAUUCAGCUCCCCUCUUUGCUGGCUUCUGUACUCACGAAACUGAAGAUCACUCUAUACCUUUGGUGGUGUUGUGGCUUGCUUUUUUUUUCCAGUGGAAGGUAGGUUGUGAUGAGAUUAGCUAAGUCAUAGAAUCAUUGAAUAAUUUGGGUUGAAGUGACAUCUUGAGGUUUCUGUUCCCUAGUCCAGUUCCUGGCUUGAAGCACAGCUGAUUAGAUGAGGUUACUCUGGGCCUUUCCCAGUUUAGUUUUGAAUAUAUCAAGGAUGGUGAUGCUAAACCUCAUCUUAAAGGAGAGUCUGACUCUGUCUUCUCUAACUCGCCCAUUAAGUGGUUUUACACAAUGAGAUCUCUCUUUAGCCUUUUCUCUUCUUAAGUCUGAAGGAAACCAAGUUCCCUGAACAUCUUGUAUGUCCUGUACUCCAGCAUCCUAACUAGUUUUGUGGACUUGCCUUGAGAUUUCUGCAGUACCCUUCUUGUAAGUGGAAGCAUAAAACUGGAUGCAGUUCUCCAGAUACAGUCUCACAAGUGCUGAAUAGAGAGAAAUAAUUAUUUCCCUCAAUGUGCUGGCUGCAUUCUUGUGGGCAAGGAGACAGUCUAAGUCAAGGUAUUUCAGUGGUUGGGAAGCCGUCAACGAUGAUGGUGAUGACCUUGCAAAGAUACUGUAGAGUGGCCUAACAGUGUCAUCAGUCAACCCCAUGUUUUCUUUAACCUCUCUUUCACUUCCCAUCUACUUAAAAAAGCCUUUCAGGUUUCUUGCCAGUUGCAAGUCCAGGUGAACUUUGGCUUUCUUCACUGUCCCUGAAUGCUUGGACUCUGUCUUUAUAUCCCUGCUGGCCAUCUCAUCCUCAUUUCCAUCUCUUUGUACGUUUUUCUCUGUGUUUAAGCUAAGUCAGGAGUUCCUUGACCAUCUGUGCUGGCCUUCGGUCAUGUCUGCUUUACUUUCUGCUCAUCAGAAAGAAAUGUUUUUCUACUUUGAGAAAGCUGUCUCUGAGGAUAAGGCAGCACUCUUGAGCCCCUUUGAGAGGCCAAGGCAGUCCCUCAUGAGAUCCUGCCAAGGUGUUCCUUGAAUAAACCAAAAUAUAUUGUCCUAAAGGUCCAGGGCACUGUCUUGUACACGUUUCUCAGGAUUUUAAGUGCUAUGAUACCAUGUCUGCUGUGGCCAAGACCUUCACAUUCUCCACCAAUUCUUACUUGUUAUUAACAAGUCCAGCAGACCUUCUUCUCUGUUUGAUUUCUUAAUUGUCUAGCAGGGAAGUUGAUGUGGUUUUCUGGAGAAAAUGAAGCAGCUUUUACUAUUGGUAUGAGCCAGUACUGGCAAUGCAAACUCUUCCUUUGCUGUCAUUGGAUUGAAUGCAGCAGUUUCAGGCUGGCUGAGGUUUCCUAUUCAAAGCUGUUAUCUUGACAACUUAGUCUGAAACAGAAUCUAUUUUGCUGCUUGCUUUUAUGGCUUAGCUGACUGAUAGCAUUUUUUUUGUUCUGUGCAAUCCUCAGUUGAUCAACUCAGUCUUUAACUUGAUUCAGUGAGUAUCUCUCUCAAAGAAGCUAGAAUGAACAUGAAUCAAGAAUGAACAGCCACUUAAACUGGCUUUAUACCUGUAACCCAUUGGGAUGUUUGAGGGUGAUUUACCAAACUUCCCAUUUGUCCUUACAAUUGCAAGUUUAUCUUUUGAAAGAAUGAGCUCCAGGCAUAAUAUUUUUGUUUCUGUAUAACAUGCCUAGCCUUAAUUCUUUUUUCCUAACUGUAUUUCUCUUUCACUUUUUAGAAGUGGAAGCCAAGCAUAAAGUUCCUCAAUGUCCAAUAAUGUGUGACCACAGGCUUUUAUGGACAUUGGAGUUAAAAUUGUCCAUCACAGUUUUAAAGGUUUCUCCUGGGGGGUAAAUUCUGGCUAUUUGAAGCCUAGUCAGCAGUGGAACAGCAGACUAGUGUAUCAGGAAAUCUUUAUUUUGAUUCCCUCUGAGUCAUCAUUAGGCAUGCUGCAAUGUCCCUGUUUUCUCAGCUGUAAAAAAGAGAAUAGUAGUAUUUGCCUCCUAGAAGCGUGUUUGAGACUUAGUUACUCUUCAGAAAAGACACUGUGAUCCUUCAGAUAGUUUGUGGAUAACUGUGAGCUUUUCUUCUGCUUGUGUAGGUCUGUUGCUGGCUGGAGAACGCUUAGAUGUACGCUGAAAUGUUACUAACCUAUAUGAUACUGGUUUUAAGCCAAACUGCUUAUCCUGAAAAAAUACAAGAUUGUUGAACUGCUCAGGUACAAAGAAGGCAUUGGGGGUGGUAACUUCUCACUAAGCUUUAGAUGUCUGCAGCUAGAUUUGUUCCUCUGGGCCGUGUUUGCAGCUGAAGAGAAAUAGUCAUUCCUAGGUCACUGCUCAUCUGGCCUUGAAGUAGAAGUAUAAAGCAGGUCAGAUAAAUGGUGGUUUCAGAAAUGCCCGUUUUGCCUUUGUGUGCCCAUAAAGUGAGUUCAGCUUCACUACUUCAGCUGAAAACAUCCACAUCAUCAAUGCCUGAGUUAAGUGACCUGAAUUUAUCCUUUCCUGUCUGAGAAUCAGAGCAGACCUCCUCCCACCAGGCUGGUGCUUUUUCCCUUCUACACAUUUGUAGAACUUGCUGUUGAAAUGCUGGUACUGGGCUAAAAGCAGACUGCUCAUCUUGCCUAAACUAGCAUAUCCAGUGUUCUCCAUAACACAGAAAAUGUUAUCCUUGACUCAGCUUGAUGUCUGUGAUCACCUAUCAUUGGGUUUUUUGACAUAGAUGCUUUGCCAAACCAUCGUAGUAAAGUAUUGUUAAGGCCAGGGCACCUAAGUGAAGUCCCUUGCACUGUUUUCAGGAGCUAGAGUACAGAGAUGCCAGCAUUGCUUGUUCAUUUGCAAGAGUUCAAGUGAGCAAAUAAUAAAAACCUGCCGAUUUCUGUGGCUUUGGAUAAACUUCCUAAACAUCAGUCUUAAAUGUCAUCUUUAUAUUGCUCAUGUACAGAUGUUCUGUCCUUCAUCUAAUUGUGGUUUUGUAUUUCAUAUCCCUUUUCCACACUUGCUUCACCCUGUAACACACACUCUGCAACAAACCAAGCCUGUGUGUCUCAAGUAUAUUUACAGUGGGAGCUCACACUCCAUUGAUUCGGUUGUGUGGUUGCAGUGUAAGAGGGAGGUGUUACUGAUUCUCUUUAGGAUGCAUCUUUAUGCGGAGAUGAAAAAUACAUCAGCACCGCUUGUACAUUUAAAAAUGAUGGCAGAGUCAAAUCUGUUGUGUUAAGCGUUGCUUCUGACAUUUGUAUGCUUGAUGUUUCCUUUUAUGCGUGUGGGAGCUUUACCUUCUGGGUGAGCCCUUCCCCUCCGAACGUUUACAGUCCUUAGUUUUACAGUGCUGUUCAUCAUGCAUGAAACAGUGACAUUUCAAAUCUAGCUCACAAAGCCAGAUACAGACAACAUGCUAUUUUUUAUGAAUCAAAUAAGAUUUUGCUAGGUGUUAACGCAGCCUUAGGCAUCUAUUGAGGAGUUCAUUGACCAUGUAAUCCCCCAAUUUCAAGCCACAGUUAGAUUAUGCAGUGGGUUGGAAUGAAGCUCAGCUCUUGCAGUUAUCUUUUUGCUGGUCGCUGGUAAAGCGCUCUGCCCACCCACCCGCUUUGGUAGUCAGCAGUUUUGUUGCUUCUUUCAUCUUUCUUCCUUAUCUUUCCAAAGGCGGGUGGAUUGCAAAUUGGAGUAUUGAGUAUUGACCAUGUCUAUAUCCAGCAGCAUUGAUGUCUUUAGUGAUUUAUUUUGUCAUGACUGAAAUUGGUGGGAACUUUGAUAUCAAUUUGGAGAGCAAGAUCUGUGAAUUACUUGGCUUUUGAAGUGUUUUGCAUGGGAAUCAUACAGGAUUGUAGUUGAGAGUGUGCUGUGUAUCAUAUUCCUUUUUCCCUCUAGCGAUACCUUUUUAUUCCUUUUGAAGAGUUUUGCCCGGUAUCCGACAAAGUGUACUCUAUAAAUGGCAAUGUAACAACUUUAGUAUACAGCUGUACGUCAGACAGUGCUACCUAGCAAUUUAAUUUCAAGACUGACCAUGCUAAUUUGAAUAUGCAUAAUGCUGUACAGAAAAAGAUGAUUUUUUCCUGCAUAGAAAUUUACAAUUUAAUAAGGAAACAGGAAAAUAAGAUUAAGUAGGGUAGGUAAGGCCAAUCUGAUUAUAUGCACAAUUCUGAGACUUAAGCACGUGUUAUGUGUGAAGGAUGUUUUACUUAAAAUGUUUUGGUACAUGCAUGUGAAUUAAAUAUGUAACUUUGCUUGUGUUUAUGUGGAACAAAAUUGCUUGGAAGUAUUUCAGGGUUGGUUUUAUUUCCUUGCUCUCCUGGAGAGAGUUUCUUUGUAAUUUCUAAGAAAAGAAAUUAAAAAUAUUCUGAAAUAAAAAUCCUAAAGGUC